AUGGGUAAUGACGGUGGGAGUAUCCCCACCCGGCGUGAGCUGGUCAAAGAAUCCGCCCGUGCCCCAAGUACAGCCCAGCUGAAAGAAACCCAGCGCGAACAUCUAGAGCAUGCCUGGACCAACUGCCCGCUAUCACAGAAACCUCUCUCCCGACCAGUUGUGUCUGACUCCUCAGGGAACCUCUACAAUAAGGAUGCCAUUCUUCAAUUUUUGCUCCCGGGCGGCGAAGUCGAGGGCAUUUGCUCCAAGGCCGACUGCGAGGAAGUCCUGGGUGGGCGCGUGAAGUCGCUGCGCGACGUCGUCGAGGUACACUUCGAGGUGGACACCGAGCGGGCUGGACACCCAUCUGACCGGGCACUUGCCGACCGUCAUGGACGCUCUGAGGGCUGGAUCUGCCCUGCCACGGCCAAGUCCCUGGGUCCGGCGGUCAAGUCGGUCUACUUGGUUCCAUGUGGACAUGCUUUCGCGGAGGAGGCGAUUCGUCAGUUGAAGGGAGACAAGUGCUUGCAGUGCAACGAGCCUUACUCAGAAGACAACAUUAUUACCAUUCUUCCCGUGAAAGAAGAAGAUAAGCAGCGACUAAUCGCUCGUGGUCGAAAGCUUGCCGAGCAAGGCUUGACUCACUCACUCAAGAAAGCGUCUAGCUCAAAGAAGCGAAAGAAGAACGCUACUGCCGAUCUUCCAGAUGCUACCGCGACCGCAUCAUCCACGCCUUCUUCCAAAUCAACACAAGCAACGAACGGCUCGGGUAAUAAAUCUACACCUGGGGAUGGAAUCAAGAACGCUGCCACCGCAAAGUUAACAGCAAAGGUGCUGAGUGAACAGGACGAGAAGCAGAAGCGGCGCAAGAUGAUGGGGCUCGGUGGGACUAUUGAUAGCCUCUACACGAAGGAACAAAAGGACGGGGCAAAACGCAAUGAUUUCAUGACAAGGGGGUUCUCAAUCCCGUCUUCAGCAAAGCGAUAA
Messenger RNA from Penicillium chermesinum, 966 nucleotides. RefSeq lists its product as uncharacterized. The transcript has 3 exons. The coding region runs from base 1 to 966 and encodes 321 amino acids. Gene Ontology annotation, cellular component: nucleus. The record is from RefSeq and is a predicted model, not a curated record. Lineage: Eukaryota; Fungi; Ascomycota; Eurotiomycetes; Eurotiales; Aspergillaceae. Gene Ontology annotation, biological process: mitotic DNA replication termination; site-specific DNA replication termination at RTS1 barrier.